UGAAGUGUCUUGUCAUAAGUCUACAAAUGUGUUCCACUCCGGAUGACAAAUGGAAACCUAUAAAGAGGGAUUUAUUAACGCCAUGUCGUCGACCCGGUCUCUCUCGAAUAAUAAGAACGCCUUUACAUGGUCCUGAAAACCGAGAAUCUCCAGUCAGCUAUCAGCAAACAUCCACACCAUCAAAAUCGGUUAAUUCUACCCCAAAAAAUUACGACAAACCGACAAAACAAAAGGAUACCUCAACUUUCAAGCCCGAGGAAAACAACGCAGAUUCUGCCACCAAAAAUUACGACAAACCCACAAAACAAAAGAUUACCACAACUUUGAAGCCGGAUGAAAACCACGCAGAUUCUACCACUAAAAAUUACGAGAAACCCCCAAAACAAAAGGAGACUUCAACUUUCAAGCCGGAGACAAACAACUCAGAUGCUGUAAUAAAAAAUCUUAAUGUACAACAAACCACCUUAAAUAAUCGUAGCGAUAAUACUAUUUUAAACAUACCAAAAACUCCCAUUGUGAAGAUUUCUCGUUGUACUACUACACCUAAUACACACAGUGUUAAAGUAAAAAAACACAACCGGCUCUCUAUUAAGCGAUCUUCGAGUCCAGAAGAACUAAAUGACUUUUGCAAUACUUUAGAAAAUAUCAAACCAUCAAAUGCGUGCGAACUGGAAGAUGACGAGACAAAAAUUGAUGAAACACUGAAACGAAUUAAACUGAAAGAAGCUCAAUUAGAAGACCUAAAACGUGCAGCAAUCUACGCGAAGUUACAUAACGUGCAGGAGCUGGACGAGUUAACUCUAGUGUGGAAACAAGGGUGUAACAAGGCACUCUGUUACUUGCUGGAAAAGUUACAAGAGCACUGCCAGAUCGAAAUGCCCAUUCUGUUGAGAAGGUUAAACAUUUCUGAAAGUGUAAUUGAGACCAGUGGUUUGUAAUAAAUUUAUUUAAGUACA
Molecule: messenger RNA, 956 nt
Organism: Photinus pyralis (common eastern firefly)
Lineage: Eukaryota; Metazoa; Arthropoda; Insecta; Coleoptera; Lampyridae
Exons: 1
Coding region: 27-938 (303 amino acids)
Source: RefSeq, a predicted model, not a curated record